This is a messenger RNA of Cavia porcellus (domestic guinea pig), 1782 nucleotides long. It is a transcript of the gene Acp3, whose product is annotated as acid phosphatase 3. Bases 77 to 1336 code for a protein of 419 amino acids. Gene Ontology annotation, biological process: dephosphorylation; lysosome organization. Gene Ontology annotation, molecular function: acid phosphatase activity. The record is from RefSeq and is a predicted model, not a curated record. The transcript is spliced from 11 exons. Gene Ontology annotation, cellular component: plasma membrane; lysosome. Lineage: Eukaryota; Metazoa; Chordata; Mammalia; Rodentia; Caviidae.
GCUUGCUUCCCCCUCUGAAGGCUUCUGAAGGGUGAGCAACACCUCCGGACUCCUGCCAAAAUCAGCUCUGCCCAGCAUGCAUGCUGCCCUGCUCAGAGGCGGCGGCACCAGGGCCAGCCUCAGCCUCAGUCUCCUGCUCCUGCUUGGCCUCUGGUCAGACAGAGGUGUGAGAGCCAAGGAGCUGAAGUUUGUGACAGUGGUGUUUCGGCAUGGAGACAGAAGUCCCAUUGAAACCUUUCCUAAUGACCCCAUUGAGGAAUCCUCAUGGCCGGAUGGGUUUGGGCAACUCACUCAGCUGGGAAUGAAACAGCAUUAUGAACUUGGACAGUAUUUAAGGAAGAGAUAUGGACAAUUCUUGAACGAGUCCUAUAAGCGUGAACAGGUUUAUAUUCGAAGCACAGAUGUUGACCGGACUUUGAUGAGUGCUAUGGUAAAUCUGGCAGCCCUGUUUGCCCCAGGAGGCUCCAGCAUCUGGAACCCCAACCUGCUCUGGCAGCCCAUUCCAGUGCACACAGUUGCUGCCUCUGAAGAUCGGUUGCUCUACAUGCCUUUCAAGAACUGCCCUCGUUUUCAAGAACUUGAGAGUGAAACUUUGAAAUCUGAGGAAUUCCAGAAGAGGAUCCAACCUUACCAGGAUUUUAUAAAUACCUUGCCAACACUUUCAGGAUUCCAAGGCCAGGAUCUUUUUGGAAUUUGGAGUAAAGUCUAUGAUCCCUUAUAUUGUGAGGGUGUUCACAAUUUCACUUUACCCUCCUGGGCCACAAAGGACACCAUGACUAAAUUGAGAGAAUUAUCAGAAUUAUGCCUGCUGUCCCUCUAUGGAAUACAUAAGCAGAAAGAGAAAUCUAGACUCCAGGGGGGUGUCCUGGUUAAUGAAAUCCUGAAUCACAUGAAGACUGCAACUCAGCAAAAGAAGUACAAAAAAUUUAUCAUGUACUCUGCACACGACACUACUGUGAGUGGCCUGCAGAUAGCACUAGAUGUUUACAAUGGAGUCUUACCUCCCUAUGCUUCCUGUCACUUGAUGGAACUGUACCUUGAGAAGGGUGAGUACUUCGUGGAGAUGUACUACCGGAAUGAGACACACCAUGGGCCAUAUCCCCUCACGCUGCCGGGCUGCACCCAUAGCUGUCCCCUGGAGAAGUUUGACGAGCUGGUUGCCCCUGUGAUAUCCCAAGACUGGUCAACGGAGUGCAUGACCACAAGCAAUCAUCAAGUUUUAAGGGUCAUCCUCGCUGUUGCCUUUUGCCUGGUGUCUGGAAUCUUAAUGGUGCUGCUGUAUGUCCUUGUCCGCCAUGGGCCCUGCUGGAAGAGAGAGUCCUAUAGGAACAUCUGAACUGAUGGCUGGACAACAGCAGACAAGCAAGGCCAAGCUCCAGCAUCUCCCAAGGAUGAAGCAUCCAAAGAAUUCAAGGGCAAGCUUUUGCUACUGGCCACAUUUUGUUUUUGGACCACCUGGAGCACAAUCUGAACCCACAGACACCCAGAGACAGUAGCUUGACUGACAGGUUGCUUGGGUCUUUUCAACACUGAGCAAGGGUGUAAGCUACCUGAGUGGCUGGAAAGAGACUCUUCUGCAGAGAACAGCUGUAUUCCCUGACAGAGAUGUCCAGAGACAACCUAGAAGCCUUUUGUUUGCAAAGAGCAAAGGAUGAGAAAGUGGAAAAAGGCAUAUAUUAGACUAGAUCCUGGGAAAUAUUAGAGCAGAAGUGGUUUUGGAUAAUAUGAUCCUUAAGAAAAAGACAAAUAAGAAAUUAUUAAUAAACUUUUAUUUAGCUUUGA